AUGCAUUCCCUCCCAAGUCCCCCUAUUUCCGACGCAGACUCACGAUGGAAGCCCGCCAUCGCGACAGUGAGUCUGGGAGCGGCACAUCUUCAUCCCAUUGAAGCCAAAUUGGAUGCCGCUGUACAGAAUGGCCAACAGGGGCUGGAACUCUUUCACGAUGAUCUCGCACAGCUGGCCCAGACCCUACGGUCGCAAGCAAGUGACAGUUUGUCCCGUACCGACCGAGACUACGAGAUCGACGCGGCGCACGUCCUCCGCGAUCUAUGUGCGGACCGUGAUCUGCAAGUCUUGGCUCUUCAACCCUUUCGACAGUAUGAAGGACUUCGAGACCGAGCCCGACAUACAGAACGGAUCGACGAACUCAAGCACUGGGUGCAGUUGUGCACCAUCAUGGGGGAUUCGCUUUUUAUCCUUAUUCCAUCCUCCUUCUUAGACCCCGAGGAAAUCACUGGCGACCGUGACCAGCUCGCUGCUGACUUGGCCGAGGCGGCCGAUGUGGCCUUUCCAGUGCGAAUUGCCUAUGAGGCACUGGCGUGGGGGACCUACAUCAAUACUUGGGAGGACUGCUGGGAUGUGAUCCAGCGAGCCAACCGCCCCAACCUGGGAAUUUGCUUGGACACCUUUAACAUUGCGGCCCGCCUUUGGGCCGAUCCCACGAACCCCAUGGGUCGUCUAUCCGCGCGUGCCGACCAAGAUCUCCAGGAAUCCAUGACCCGACUAGUUCGGGAGAUCGAUCCAGACCGGGUCUUGAUGGUUCAGCUCGCCGAUGGAGAGCGGGUGGACCCGCAGACUCCCUUCCUUCAUACGCCCGGGUUGUCCACGCUUCUGGCUUGGUCGCGGAAUGCGCGUCUGUUUCCGUACGAGGAGGAACGGGGUGGAUAUCUUCCCAUUCGUGAAGUCACCGAGGCUUGUAUCCCGCGUCUUGGCUAUACAGGGUGGGUCAGUAUGGAAGUCUUCUCGCGCACCCUCGGGGACGACAGCCCCACUGUCCCCAGUGAGCACGCAUCGAGAGCAGCUCGAUCCUGGCAGCGGGUCCUCAAAUUGCUGACUGAGACACCAAAUAAAUCCAGCAAUUUCUCUACGAGUACUCGUCUGGAAUGA
Molecule: messenger RNA, 1101 nt
Organism: Penicillium salamii
Lineage: Eukaryota; Fungi; Ascomycota; Eurotiomycetes; Eurotiales; Aspergillaceae
Source: the annotation of a GenBank genome assembly